ACCAGUUCCACCAUUUUCCGAUAAGCAUCACAUACAUUUAUUUUUCAAAUUAAUUUCUUUUUGUUUAUCAUCAGAAUGAAACGAAGUACAUUUAACUUGAUAUUAAAUUUAAUAAAACCUUCAUUAUUAAGAACAAAGAGUGGACGUAAAAGUAUAUCUGCAGAAAAACAAUUUUUUAUUGCAAUUUGGAAAAUGGCUACACCAGAUUCGUAUCGAUCAAUUUGUGAAAAAUUCAAUGUGGGUAAAGCUACAGCGUUACGCGCUGUAAGAAGAGUAUCUAAAGCAAUUGCCAAAUUAUCUCCUCUUUUUAUUACAUGGCCAGAAGGUAACAGAGUAGAAGAUGUUAUGAAGGGAUUUUUUACAACAAGUGCUUUUCCUAAAGUGUUAGGUGCCAUAGAUGGCACACAUAUAAAUAUAACUGCUCCACAUAUCAGUCCCGAAACGUAUAUCAAUAGAAAAGGGCAUCAUAGUAUACAAUUACAAGCUAUUUGUGAUCAUGAGCGACGAUUUAUUUAUUGUUAUGCCGGAAAUGUUGGUUCUGUCCAUGAUCAACGAGUAUUUCGUUUGUCUGAAGUCUAUAAUUAUUUGGAAGAUCCUGAAAAGUUUCCUAAUAAUAAUCACUUAGUAGGUGAUGCAGCAUAUACUCUUCAUGAAUGCUUAUUAACACCAUAUCGCGAUAAUGGACAUCUCACAAAUAGACAAAAAAAUUAUAAUUCUUGCCCUGCUCGAAUGGUUAUUGAACGGACAUUUGGCUUAUUAAAAGGAAGAUUUAGAAGCUUGUUAUCAAUUCUAGAUAUGGAACAAAUUGAUUUAAUUCCUGAAUUUAUUAUUGCCUGUUGCGUUUUACAUAACAUCCCACAUAGCACGUAA
Solenopsis invicta (red fire ant) is the source of this 870-nucleotide messenger RNA. RefSeq names its product protein ANTAGONIST OF LIKE HETEROCHROMATIN PROTEIN 1-like. NCBI's taxonomy places the organism in Eukaryota, Metazoa, Arthropoda, Insecta, Hymenoptera, Formicidae. The record is from RefSeq and is a predicted model, not a curated record.